Messenger RNA from Corylus avellana, 687 nucleotides. RefSeq lists its product as uncharacterized. The record is from RefSeq and is a predicted model, not a curated record. Gene Ontology annotation, molecular function: RNA-DNA hybrid ribonuclease activity; nucleic acid binding. Lineage: Eukaryota; Viridiplantae; Streptophyta; Magnoliopsida; Fagales; Betulaceae.
AUGUGUAAUGAUCCUCCUGAAGAUUUGCAGCACCUGUUUCUUGAUUGCCCUUUUGCUAGGGCCAUUUGGAGAAACACUGCUUGGCCCAUCAACGUCUCAGUUUUCUCCAAUUUGCCUAUUGCUGAAUGGUCUAAAGCUAUCAUUAAUCCUAGCUCUCAUCUUGGCAUCCCUUCGGAUCAAGUUUGGGAGUUUCAGAUUUCUGCUUUAGUUACUAUGGACUGCAGUUGGUUAGCUAGAAACAAGCUUAUUCACAAUGGCUCUGUUCCGGAUCCAGUUUCUUGUUUGAAGUCCAUUAGCUCCAUGGUUAAAGCUCAUCUUAAAGCAUGGCUUGACUCAGCUUUUGUCCCUGAAGCUUGGUCUCCUCCUCCCCUUGGCUUCUUGAAAGCUAAUUUUGAUGUUGCCAUUCGCCCCUUGUUUAGUGUUGCAGCUGUGGUCCUUAAUGAUCACACAGGUCUUAUCGUGGCUGUCUGUACUAAGAAGUUACCCCAUCUGGAUGCCACUGUUGGGGAAGCCAAUGCUGCUCUUUUGGCAGUUAGUUUUGCUGCUGAUUUUGGUUGUUCCUCUAUUCUCCUUGAAGGGGAUUCUCAGCUUUGCAUCCUUGCCAUCAACAAAGAUCAUCUCUUUUCAGAUUGGCUUUGUGCCCCCAUGAUUGCUGAUAUUCACUUGCAUUUGUUGCUUUUUUCUUAG